UACCAUGGACGAAUUACCUUCAGAGCUCGUGGUGAAAAUCCUGAACCGCCUCAACGAUUCCGCAGACCUAGCUCGAUCCCGAGUCGCGUCCAAGAGAUUCAACUCCCUUUGGAGAGAAGUUAACGCCGUGAAUCUCGUAUGCACUUUGUCCCGCUACUCCAAAUCGCGUUCGAUCGCCGUGACGCCGUUCAAGACGGUAUUCAUGAAUCUGAUUGAAGAUUCACGCAACGUUAGGUCUGUUUCGGUUGGGGUUGAUAAGGCGCUCAGCGGGAUGUCGUUUGACGAUUUGGUUGAAGAUGAUUCGGAUGAAUUGUAUUUGACGGAUAUUGAAUUCGUGAAGGUGUGGUUGCCUAGGGUUUGUGAUGAUUUGGAGGUGUUGUCGAUUUCGGAUUUUUGGAUUCAGUCUUGUUGGCGAAGGUCGGAUGUUUUGGCGAUUAUUUCGUCUAACUGUAGUAAGUUAGUCAAACUAGAGGUGAAGAAUGCUUGGCUCUCUGUUGUUGGUCUAACUCAGAUGUCUAACCUCAGACAUUUGACACUGGAGUUCAUCAGACUCGACGAUGAGAAUCUAGAGAAGGUCAAUGAUUGUUUCCCUUUUCUUCAAGUACUGAACUUGAUUGGCGUUGGUGGACUUAAGGAGCCGAAGAUCCAUUUUCUGCACCUAGAAAGUUGCCAUUGGACAGUGUCGAAUGCUCCACUUUCCCUGGCAAUUGUUGCGCCAAACCUCCUUGAACUCAGGCUGAAAUGCAACAAACCCAAGUCUCUAGUUUUGGAAACACCCAAGUUGGUGAAGUUUUCUCUUUCUGUAGAUGACGCUGAAGGUGUUAGUUUCUCAGAGUUUCGAGAAUUGGAUACUUUAGAGGUUAUGUCUCCUGAUAUGUACAGGCUAAUCACAAACACUCGUUUUGGGAACAAGAUCAGAAAGUUAGCAGUGGACUCAGUCAAGUCGAUAGAAGAUUCUGAAAGGCUGAAAUUUGGAUUGGGAACAAUCCUCGAAGCAUUCCCUGUCAUCGCUUCUCUUACUUUGAGUCAUGUGACUUGGUCAAACAUUAAAACCCAUUUCCAAAGCGGUGGUCUAGUACAUAUGAAGGGAACAGAUACCCUGAAGCAAAUAACAGCACGUGUUGAGACGUCAGAUUAUACAGACGUUUCUUUCAUCAGGUCUAUACUCAAUAACUGUAAAGGUUUGACAGACAUGAGACUGAUGAUGCAUCAGGACACAGAUCCUGGAGUUAGAGAUUUGCUGAUUUCUGCGUGCACAAUGAGUAACCCAAGAGUGAGGUGGAGCUGGGGAACGUGGUCUGAAGGAGGUGAAGACAUUUGGGUCUCAAAUGGCACCUAAGGCAUAUAAGUUCAAGUCAGUAACUUGAAUUCUUCUGUAUAUACUUAUGAAUUGUGAUAGAGGGUUGGUAACCAAGAUUCCAGUUUGAUGUGAUGUAUAUCAGAUGUUGUGCUGAAUCCAUAGAGUUUGUAUACAAAUAUAGAUAGUAAGUGACCAUGUAAUAACUAUAGUUUUGCUGUAUAUACUAUAUAGUUGUGUUGCUGUUUGUUAAUUUU
This is a messenger RNA of Eruca vesicaria subsp. sativa (arugula), 1554 nucleotides long. The record is from the annotation of a GenBank genome assembly. NCBI's taxonomy places the organism in Eukaryota, Viridiplantae, Streptophyta, Magnoliopsida, Brassicales, Brassicaceae.